Molecule: messenger RNA, 1389 nt
Organism: Euleptes europaea (tarantolino)
Lineage: Eukaryota; Metazoa; Chordata; Lepidosauria; Squamata; Sphaerodactylidae
Gene: HORMAD2
Product: HORMA domain containing 2
Exons: 12
Coding region: 1-1389 (462 amino acids)
Source: RefSeq, a predicted model, not a curated record
AUGGCAACCGCUCAGCUCGUGCACAGUGGGCAAAAGCCAAAAACAUCCAAGGAAACAGUUCUGUUUCCAAACAGAGUUGCUACUGAGCAACAGUCUACAAAUCUGGUGAAAAGGCUGCUGGCGAUUUCAAUCUCCUGCAUAACAUACCUCAGAGGGCUGUUCCCAGAAAGCUCUUAUGGAACUCGCUAUUUAGAUGACAUGUGCCUCAAAAUCCUUCGGGAAGAUAAAAGCUGCCUGGGUUCACUGCAGAUAGUCAAAUGGAUUCAGGGAUGCUUUGAUGCACUGGAGAAGCACUAUCUCCAUAUGGCUGUCUUGGCAAUCUAUACCAAUCCCCAAGAACCGGAGCAAGUGACAGAACUCUACCAGUUCAAAUUCAAAUACUCAAAGAGUGGAGCCCAGAUGGACUUUGCUAGCUCUCAAGUGAGCGUUAUGAAUAGAGUAAACAGCGAGGAAAUUAAGGAAGCCAGCAUCCUACUGAUCCGCAAAUUGUAUGUCUUAAUGCAGAAUCUCGGACCACUUCCUAAUGAUAUUUCUUUGACCAUGAAACUCUUCUACUACAAUGAUGUCACUCCUGAUGAUUACCAGCCCCCUGGUUUUAAGGAAGGUAGCAGACCAGAUUGCCUGCUUUUUGAUGGCAAUCCAGUCAACCUAAAAGUAGGAUCAAUGUCCACUGGAUUUCAUGUUCUGAAAGUGAGAGUAACAACUGAGAGCAAAAGAAUGGGGACGCUGGAGAGCAGCCUGGUUGAAGAGAGCAGUCCUACUGAGAUCUCCCAUGAGGGACUAGACUGUGAGGAGGAAGAAGAGGAGAAUAGCACUAAGGUACAAGAACAAGCCGCUCAAACGCUCGCGAACAGAGAAGCAGUGGCGGCGGCGGAGGCGGCGGCCAAAGCUCAAGCCGCACGGGACAGGGAACAACAGUUGGCUACGGAACGAGCACGGGCGAGUGUGCGCCCCAAGGAUCCCGGUCAAAUCGGCCCUUCGUGGGGACCAACGUUUUCCCCGACUUUUGCCCCGUCCCGCACCACCCAAUGCGCACGGCGCCUCGCAGAACGACUUCGGGGAUCCGACAAUUCUGACGAGGAGGACUUGUAUGGAGACAGCUCCCACUGGGCCACGGGCUUCUGGGCCAGCCGAGCGCACCGUACAGGGGGAUCUGAGGACGAGGUGCACUUGUUGCGAGCGCAGAACCGAGAAUUAUAUGAUCGUGUAGACCGUCUCCAAGAACAAAUGGAACGUUUGCUCCAAGAAAACGAACGUUUACAGCGGGCGCAGCGACUUGCCCUCAACGACCGGAGACCACCCGCCCCAGCGUGCCACUCCGAGCUCGAGGAAGACCUCAACGCAGAGGGCCCCAGCCUUAACGGCUCUUCCCGCCCAGGAGUCACCUGA